CGUCGGCAUUGAGCAAUGAAGAACCGCGAAUCGGGGAAUCGGGCAGUCGGGACUUCGGAAGUAAGACGCUUUGACUUUUUCCUGAGGAUGAGAACUUACACUUACUCCGUAGAAGAGGCGAGCAAAAGAUUCCAACCACCAACAUCUCCAUCUCAUCUCAACCUGCACUACUCCCGUACAGCAAAAUUACAUUAUGUCAUCAGAUAAAUCUACAGAUAACCCAUGGAACCAAGAGACAAGUCAGAAAUUUGAAAGGUAUUGAUAGGCCAUCUCAUUCAUGUCAACUGACUGUGGCGAGAAAAUAAAAGAAUUCAAGACACUGAUUUUUCCAAUCAAGCAAACGUCCCGGCGAAUACUUUGAUCCUUGUCAAGAAGCUGCCUCAAGAAGUUUGAAAUGUUUGGCUCGAAAUGGAGGGGAUAGAGAUAUGUGUACGGACUAUUUCCAGUAAGCUUUUCCCCAGGAUUUAGUGAGGAAGGAGGAGGUAGAAGUGCCGGUAACAAGUUCAGCUGUAUGUGGAUCCCUUGAUAUCCAUUGAUAUCCAAUGAACAAUUGGGACUACAAGUUUCCUUGGGGUUGUCACAAGCUUUUACAAACUUUGGAAACUUCUUAUAUACAGGAUUACGUACUGAUUAUUCGAAAGAGCAUAUCGAGACUGCAAGAAGCAAUGGGUAUACAUCGAAAUCUUUUCUCUCUCGGGUCAGCUAAUCAUUUACUGAUAUUAUUUCUAGAUCGAGCAACGAAAGGAGUCAAAGAAGAAAGCGGGGUGGUUUGCAUAAGGAAACAUUGCGCUUGUCUUGUAUGUGGUAUGUGAUAUGUGAUAUGUCGGUUUUUGAAAAGGUUGUAGGGGCGGAUGUACUAGGGAUG
Messenger RNA from Sclerotinia trifoliorum, 865 nucleotides. Lineage: Eukaryota; Fungi; Ascomycota; Leotiomycetes; Helotiales; Sclerotiniaceae. The record is from the annotation of a GenBank genome assembly.